Messenger RNA from Caenorhabditis sp. 36 PRJEB53466, 1703 nucleotides. The record is from the annotation of a GenBank genome assembly. Lineage: Eukaryota; Metazoa; Nematoda; Chromadorea; Rhabditida; Rhabditidae.
AUGGAAAAUCGUCAGGUAACGCAGUUUUUUUGAGCUGAUUUUUUCAAUCAGCGAAACUCUUUCAGUCCGCCCGACUAGUGCUAACGCUGGAAGAAGCCGAAGAGCAGCCAGUGCUCAUGGAGCUCGAACUAACCGAAGAUGAUCGGAUGGAAACGGAAGCGUGUGAUGAGAUAUUUCCGGACGGAUGGAUCGAUUUCAUGGAGCAAGAACAAGUGGCUCAGGAGCUGGAACAGGCGAGAAAACGGGAAAAGAAAGACAAGGGGGAUGCGGAGAACGCGCCGAAAGUGAGUGGUUUAAAAUUAUACAGUCCUGAACAUCCUGACAUGUCUACUUCAAAAACAUUACAUCCGCGCGCACGGUCUCCAGAGCUAACAAUGGGCGCAUGUGCGCCCCGCCCAAUAAAGCGAUACAUUGGCGCGAAAUUCAAAUUUUAACAGCAAAAUGUGUGUUUUUUGCCAGAUUAGCCACGAAAAACCAAUAAUUUCUCAUUUGUCUCUCGAUAGACCGAUUGUAUAGGCUAUUACGAAUUUUUUAAGCGCAAGAGCGUUAAAUUUGGUCAAGUCGCAAAUCACAUUUAUCCGUUUGAAGGUUUUUCGCUAAAACUUCGUGAAUUUCAGUUGCUUUUCGGUAAUUUUCGCUGUUCGAGCGCUUAAAAUGCUUGUAUUUACGUGAUUUAUCAUUUUCAAAACCAAUACUGUGUGAAAACGGUCAAGAAAGCGCAAAAUGAGAAGUGCGGUUUUUAGGCGGUGAUCUGCGGCGAAGGCGAAAAAGCAAAGUCCACGAAAAAUGCGAAAAAUGCGCCAAAACGUCAUUAAUUCUAAGAAUUAGUGUGUUUUCAUGUCGAACAAUCAUUUUUCAUCGCUUUUGACCACAAAAAUCAGAGAAAACCUGCUCAAUCCUUGAAAACGCCGUUUGGCCGCCGAGGCCACGCCCAUAUUGUCAACUCUGGAGACCGUGAUCCGUCGUUAAUACUUUGGUUAUAAGGUAGGCAACUUUUUUGUACGGCUACACCCGAUACUUUUGUACAGUUCAGACCAUCUCUACUGUAUUCUUCAGUUGAGCGGUAGAGCUCAACGAAAGAACACGGAAGAAUUUGUAUCUUUUUUAGAAAAUUUUUUCAUGGAAUGUGAUCAACUGACGAAAUGUAUAGCAAAGUGAACUGUGCUCAUAGAAAAAUAAUUGUAAAUUUAACUUUUCAUACAAAAAAGUUAUUCGAGUUAUUCCAUGAAAAUGUCUUUCCGUCUUCCGUUAGCCCUUAACUUUUUUGUAUGAAAAGCUAAAUUUACAAUUAUUUUUUUAUGCGCAUAGUUCACUUUUCUAUACAUUUCGUCAGUUGAUCACAUUCCAUGAAAAAAUUUUCUAAAAAAGAUAAAAAUUCUUUCGUGUACAGUGUACACACUAAAAGUUGAAGAACAUUUCAAACUAUAUGAAAAGUUAACCUAUUUCAGGAGAUGUCCAUGUGGGAGGAACUGAUUCUCUACGACGACAUCUACUUGGACACUCCCGCACCGCCGGCUCCGAAUCGUGUGCACACGGAAAACGACGCGCCCGAUCUGAUCUUCGAGCUGCAGAAGACACCGCAGCGAUACGCGGUCUACGUGCGACGACGCGCCGAUUGGGACGAGUUGGCGGGUCCAGCGGCGAGAAGGAAAGCGUUCAAAAAAGAUGAGACGAAGCAAAUUGAGAAGACGGCGCCCCGCUGA